Botrytis cinerea B05.10 is the source of this 2134-nucleotide messenger RNA. RefSeq lists its product as hypothetical. The transcript has 2 exons. Bases 368 to 1738 code for a protein of 456 amino acids. The record is from RefSeq and is a predicted model, not a curated record. Lineage: Eukaryota; Fungi; Ascomycota; Leotiomycetes; Helotiales; Sclerotiniaceae.
GGAGAAGAAACAUCAAACCGCCGCUUGGGCGCGAAGCAGGGUUUCAAACGUAUCCCUGUUGGAUAUGACGUGUGGCUGGGGCCGAAUCUCUGGAGCUGGAUCGAAGUACGGAUGGUAUGGCGAGUCGCAAAUGAAGAUGAGUGGUGAAUAAAGAAAAACGUGUGUUGCACAAGGGAGGGAGGUAUGACCUGGAUUGUGACCAUGUUUUGGAACUUAUAUUCGAUACGAUAACUUACUCUACUUGUUCUAAAGGUUUUCUUCAUAUAUUCACACAUUCAUACGUUCAUAUCUUUGGAUUCAAGAAGAUAAAAGACACCCAAUACCCAGCACACCAAGAACACACAACAAGAAUAAUCGAAUCACAAUCAUGCUCGAAUAUUUUACCUACAAAAAAGUCAAGAAACAUAAUGCCGAGAAGAAAGAUCGAGCUUCCAAUUCCAACACUCCUCUAGCAUCACCAAAUCCAGCUUCCCCAUCAACUUCUUCAAAACCACGUCGUUUAAAUACCGUCAGAAGUCGAUCUGCAGAUUUGGGAAGAGGAGGCGCAAGUCCAAUUCUUAACGAGGAGGAUGAAUAUUUCUUGCAUCGAUUUAUAAGUGCAGAGGGAACUCCACCUCCGCUUCCGCAGAGAAAACCUACGUUACCGACUAGACCUAGUGAAAGGAGAAAUGAGGCAAUAACAAUGGGUGAUGAGGCAGGAGAGUGGAGGAAUAAUGAGCUGCAGAUGAUUUUGAGGGAGGGGGAUGGAGAGAGUGUCGAAAGAGAGAAUGAGGGUGCAGCGCCAGGAAAAGGAAAGGAAAAGAUGAGCGAGGAAGGAGAGAAAAUUGAUGAUAAUACUGAGAAAGUGGCCAAGAAGUGGAAGAGAUUAAGCUUUUUGAAUCGAGGCAAAAAGGAAAAGGACGCCAAAGCUACAGGUCUUCAACCAGAUCCCAACAUCUCCGACACCGAAGCUCAACGAGAACAAGACGACCUAUCCCGAGUUCUCGAUGACCUCUCUCUAACCGCUUCCAACAACCGCGCAUUUUCUCUUUCCCCCGAUUCCACCGUUCUCGUUCAAAAAUUCACCUUCAUUCUCAAAGAUCUCAUAAAUGGUGUCCCAACCGCCUACGAUGACCUCGUUCAUCUCCUAGAAGAUUCCCAAGGAACCCUCUCAAAAUCCUACGAUUCUCUCCCCUCCUUCCUCCAAAAACUCAUCACGCAACUCCCGCAAAAAGUCACCACCACUCUCGCUCCUGAACUCCUGGCCGUCGCUACAGAAGCCCAAGCUCACAGUGUUGCGAAUGCCGCGAGCGCUGCGCAAACAGGCGGGAUGGGCGCUGCUGCGAAGUCUCUCCUGACACCUUCGUCGCUCAAAGAUCUGGUGACUAAGCCGGGUGCAGUGGUGGGCAUGUUGAAGGCGAUUGUCAAUGCGUUGAAAUUGCGCUGGCCGGCUUUUAUGGGAACGAAUGUUCUGCUUAGUUUGGCGCUUUUUGUACUGUUGUUUGUGUUUUGGUAUUGUUAUAAGAGGGGGAAGGAGGUUAGGUUGGCGAGGGAUGGGAGGGUGCUUGCGGAGGGGGAGGGGCUUACUCCUGGUGAGGGGGGGAGUAGAGAGUUGAGUAGGGAGGGUUCGAGAAAAGAGGGUGGCGGGAGUAGUGAUGGUGAUGGGUAUAAAGCGAGGAGAGAUGCUAGACAGAGGGAGAAAGAAAUUAGGAAGGAAGAAGAGAGUAGUAGGAGUCGAAAGAGUAAGGAGAGGAAGUAAUAGAGAUGGGGAUUAUGUGGGAUGAGUUAAAGGACAAUGGAUUGAUACUUAUGAUGCUAUGAUACGAUAUGAUGGAUGCGAUGGAUACCCUUAAUACAACGAGAUAUAAAGCCUGGCCUUUUUUUUUUGUUUUUUUUGGAAUGGUAGUUAGAACAAUGAAUUGGGUUGUUUCAUUUAAUUUAAUGAGUAUUUGUGAAUUUUGAUGAUUUUUUAAAUGAUUGAAUAUUGGAGAUUUGUGUUCGGGAAUUUGUGUUGUUGUGAUGGGAUUUGAUUGAUGAAUGAAUGAAUGCAUGGGAGGAAAGAUGGGAGGUCAAAAUGAGAGGAAGUGUGUGUGUGUGUGUGUGGUACAGAAGUAGUUGAUUCAAAGUAUUGAGAAUCUAACCUUGAGAUUCUGCA